This is a messenger RNA of Solanum tuberosum (potato), 1788 nucleotides long. Its product is annotated as putative late blight resistance protein homolog R1B-17. Lineage: Eukaryota; Viridiplantae; Streptophyta; Magnoliopsida; Solanales; Solanaceae. Gene Ontology annotation, biological process: defense response to other organism. The record is from RefSeq and is a predicted model, not a curated record. The coding region runs from base 1 to 1788 and encodes 595 amino acids. The transcript has 3 exons. Gene Ontology annotation, molecular function: ADP binding.
AUGCGCAGGGGUCGGGUAUAUGGGUUUGCUGUAUUGCUUCCUCUGUUUGCCCACGUUGCUGGGUUUCUUUUUUUUAGAAUAGAAUUGGGCCGGGUAGAGGGAAUUAAGAGUGGGCUGGUUGGGACGUUAUUGUUGGAAAUUAGAGUUGUUGAAGUCAACGUGGGCUGGGAAAUUGGAAAUGGGAAUUCUUGGUGGGCUGGAACCAAUGAGAAAAUCAAAUCUUUGGAGGAAGAUAUUAGAGUUGUUGUUAGUGAGGCAGAGGAUGUUGUUGAAAUGAAGAUUUCUGAAAUCAUCAAAGAAGAAAGCUGGACAUUUGGAAUUUUACAACACCAUGAUAUGCUACCAGUUGUUGAAAAAAUGGAUACGACAAAGAAACAAGUGAUGGAGAUUCUUUCUCAUGAUGCUGAUCAAAUUCUUGAAUUAACCGCGGAUUCCUUGAUUGGCGCUUCUUCUAUGAGUGAUCCAACGCUGUCAGAUCACUUGAAAGAUGAUAUCGUGCAGGGACUUGAUGGUGACUUGGAGAUAAUAGAUAAAAGAUUGAGAGGACCAACGUCGUAUCUAGACAUUGUCACCAUAACGGGUAUGGGUGGCAUUGGCAAAACAACACUCGCUAAAAAAGCUUAUGAUCAUCUUCCAAUCAGGUAUCACUUUGACAUUUUUGUUUGGGUUACAAUAUCUCAAGAAUUUCUAUAUAAAAAUGUAUUGUUAGACGCUUUACAUUGCAUUUCAAAGCAAAGAGUUAAUGUGAACACAAAAGAUUAUGAUAACAUGAAUGACAGUGAGUUAGCUGACGUGGUGAAAAAGAGUCUAAACGGUCCAAGAUACCUUGUUGUUGUUGAUGAUAUUUGGAGUACGGAUGAUUGGGAUAGCAUAUCACAAAUAUUUCCUAAUCGCAACAAUGGGAGUCGAGUCUUAUUGACUACUAGGGAAACUGAUGUAGCAAUAUAUGCAAAUUCUAGUAUCCCUCAUAAGAUGAACCUCUUGGAUUUAGAUAAUAGUUGGAAGUUACUCUGUGAUAAGGCGUUUGGACUAGAACACGAUCAUCCUCCCAAGUUGGAAGAAAUUGGAAAAAAAAUAGCAGAAAAAUGCCAAGGACUUCCCUUAAUAAUUUCAGUGAUUGCAGGGCAUCUCUCUAAAACGGUGCCCAAGAAAUUAGAAAGUUGGAAUUAUGUUGCCAAAACAUUAAGUGAAAUCAUUGCUAGUCAUUCAAAUAAAUGCUUAGGAGUGCUCGGUUUGAGUUACCAUCACUUGCCUAAUCGACUCAAACCGUGCUUUCUUUCUAUGGGUGAUUUCCCAGAGGAUUUUCAAGUUGAAACUUGGAGAUUGAUCCAAUUAUGGAUCGCAGAAGGUUUCAUAAGGACGUCUUCUGGACGUCAUGAAAGCUUGGAAGAAGUGGCAAAACAUUAUUUGGAGGAUCUUAUCAGCAGGAACUUGAUAAUGGCUAGAAAAAAAAGAUUCAAUGGUGAGGUAAAAGUAUGCGGAAUACAUGAUCUGCUGCGUGAGUUCUGUUUGAUAGAAGCUGAAAUGACAAAGUUUAUGCAUGUUGUGAGAACUCCAUUUGCACCAGUACAAAAGCCUAAUUUUCGUCGCUUCAGUAUUCAAAAGCCUAUUAAGGAUGGUCUUAAGCUCUCACCCCCUGUAGCCAGAUCUAUCUACUGCUUUUCUUACUUGGAUCUACCUUUUGAAACCCAUAUUAAGCUUCUCCCUAUAUUGCCCAUCUACCGUCAUAAUCCUAUAAUACAUGGAUUUUUCUCUUGUUUCAACCAUCUCAGGCUUAUACUGCUGUAA